This is a messenger RNA of Scophthalmus maximus (turbot), 1770 nucleotides long. It is a transcript of the gene plin2, whose product is annotated as perilipin 2. NCBI's taxonomy places the organism in Eukaryota, Metazoa, Chordata, Actinopteri, Pleuronectiformes, Scophthalmidae. The record is from RefSeq and is a predicted model, not a curated record. The transcript has 7 exons. Gene Ontology annotation, cellular component: cytosol; lipid droplet. The coding region runs from base 202 to 1554 and encodes 450 amino acids. Gene Ontology annotation, biological process: lipid storage; positive regulation of triglyceride storage.
GUCGUGGCCCACACGUGAGUCACACGUCUUACUUUUUUGUUGUUGUUGUUGAUUAAUGACAGCCACAGUUCGGUCGUCGCUAUAAUCGAAUCGCAGACGCCACUUUGGAGCUUGUUAGUAGAACAUAUUCCAAAAAGCGUAAUACGGAAGUUACAAGUUGCGUCUUCUCCCUGUGGGGUUUUUUUUUGGGUUCCAGCAGACAUGGCAGCAGCUGACGUCAUCCCCCACCAGAACGUGGUCCAGAGGGUGACCAGCCUCCCUCUGGUGAGCUCCACCUACGGCCUGGUGUCCAGCAUGUACUGCACCACCAAGGACACCCACCCGUACAUCAGGAGCGUGUGCGAGGCCGCCGAGCACGGGGUCCGCACCAUCACCUCCGUGGCCCUCACCACCGCGUCGCCCAUCAUGGACAAACUGGAGCCUCAGAUUGCCAUUGCCAAUGACUUUGCCUGUAAAAGUUUGGACAAGAUUGAGAAAACCUUGCCGAUUCUCCAGCAGCCCUCGGAGCAGAUCGUUUCCAGUGCCAAGGAUGUGGUGGUCACGGCUAAAGGUGUCGUCACAGGCAAAGUGUCGAGCGCCAAGGACACGGUCUCGGACACACUGACCAGCGUGGUGGAGCGGACCCGGGGUGUGGUGCAGGGCGGGAUGGAGCGGACCAAGACCGCCGUCAGCGGGAGUGUCGGCACAGUGCUGGAGAGCAGAGUGGCCCGGCUGGUCAGCAGCGGCGUGGACACUGCCCUCAGUACGUCCGAGAGCCUGGUGGAGCAGUACCUGCCUCUGACGGAGGAGGAGCUGGAGCUGGAAGCAAAAAACGUGAAAGGCUUCGAUAAGAGGAAGCUGAGCUACUAUGUCCGACUGGGUUCCCUCUCCACGAAGCUGAGGAAGCGGGCGUACACCAGGGCCGUGGCCAAAAUCCAAGAUGGCAAGCAACGUAGCGGGGAAUUCAUCUCCGAGCUCAACGCCACCGUGGAUGUGAUUGAAUACGGCAGAAAGAAUAUUGGCGGUGCAAACCAGAUUGUGAGUGACAAGCUAAACUCUUUGGCGACGUGGAAGUCCAGGAGUCCAGACCAGGAGCGUGGUCAUGAGGCAGAGGUAAUAGAGUCUCACAUCUUAGCCCUGGCACAUUCCCUCACCCAGCGGCUCCAGACCACCUGUCUGGUCCUCGUCUCCGGCCUGCAGGGCCUCCCCAACCACAUCCAGCAGGAGGCCCUCUCCCUCGGCCGCUCUGCAUCACACGUCUACACCGUCUUCAGCAAGGCCAAGGUGCUGGGAGACCUGCCAGACAGCAUGCUGGCCAGCAGCCGAGCACAGCUGGGCAAAAUGACCGGCUCUCUCGACAACGUCAUGGAUUAUCUGGUCAACAACACGCCGCUCAACUGGCUGGUGGGUCCCUUCUACCCCCGCAUGGCCCCCGAGCAGAUUCACCCGCAGGCCUCCGCUGCCUGCUGCACGCCGCCUCCGCCGUCCGGCUCUCCCUCCACCCAGGACGUGGAGAUGAAGUCACUACACUCCCAGCAGCAAACGGCAGUGACCCAGUACAGCUUCUUAUUCUGAGUUUUAAGUACCAUCUGUGGCGAAACUUGUGACAAAUACUAAACUUGCUCACGUUGAAGACCCUGAACACAUAAGGGGGUAAAGCUCUGGCGUAGUUAAUUUCGCUGUAAUCAUGUCACUGUAACGAUGCAAAAUUGUAUUACUAAAAUACUUGCAAGCCAAUCUGUCAAAACCCAACCCUGUGCCCAUUUCAACAUAAACGUUGAUGAAACUGCU